CCUUAGGGUAGGGCUAAGACUGUUUUUUUCGUCAACAACAAUAAAAGUAUUGGAGUAAAUUACUGUUUGAACCCGGAGCAUAUAAUCGAGGACGUCUUGAUUUAACGCUACACACUCUUACUACAAUGUCAACAGAAGGAGAUUUUGUGCCCCAGGCUGAAGAAGUCGUCGAAAAUGUUGAGGCUGUUGAGCAGGAAACUGCUCCUUCCACCCAAUUGUCUGUCGAAGAUGCUUUGAAGGAGGUUUUGAAGCGUGCCCUUGUUCACGAUGGUCUUGCUCGUGGUAUUCGUGAAGCUUCCAAGGCUCUUGAUCGUCGUCAAGCUCACCUUUGCGUUCUUUGCGAAAGCUGUGACCAAGAAGCUUACGUUAAGCUUGUUGAAGCUCUCUGCGCUGAAUCCCAAACUCCUCUGGUUAAGGUUGCUGAUCCCAAGGUUUUGGGUGAAUGGGCUGGCCUUUGCGUCCUUGACCGUGAUGGCAAUGCUCGUAAGGUCGUUGGUUGCUCUUGCAUUGCUGUCACCGACUACGGUGAAGACUCUGUUGCUUUGCAAACUUUGCUUUCUAGUUUUGCCGCUUAAAGCUAGGCGUGAAUUUCUCGAUAGCAAUACAUCACAUUCUUCAGCAUACAAAA
This is a messenger RNA of Schizosaccharomyces cryophilus OY26, 628 nucleotides long. RefSeq names its product 40S ribosomal protein S12. NCBI's taxonomy places the organism in Eukaryota, Fungi, Ascomycota, Schizosaccharomycetes, Schizosaccharomycetales, Schizosaccharomycetaceae. The transcript has a single exon. Gene Ontology annotation, biological process: translation. The record is from RefSeq and is a predicted model, not a curated record. Gene Ontology annotation, molecular function: structural constituent of ribosome. The coding region runs from base 126 to 575 and encodes 149 amino acids. Gene Ontology annotation, cellular component: cytosolic small ribosomal subunit; ribosome.